AUGAGCGGCCGUCAAGGAGGCAAGGCCAAGCCGCUGAAGGCGCCCAAGAAGCAGAUCAAGGAGCUCGACGACGACGACCUGGCCUUCCAGAAGAAGCAGAAGGAGGAGGCUGCCAUCAAGAAGGCCGCCGCCGACGCUCUGCGCGCCAAGAAGAAGUGA
Tilletiopsis washingtonensis is the source of this 159-nucleotide messenger RNA. RefSeq lists its product as hypothetical. The coding region runs from base 1 to 159 and encodes 52 amino acids. The record is from RefSeq and is a predicted model, not a curated record. Lineage: Eukaryota; Fungi; Basidiomycota; Exobasidiomycetes; Entylomatales. The transcript is spliced from 3 exons.